AAGGAGCCGAAAGAAGCUGCUGCCUUAAGUAGUCAGCAUUUUAAGCGAGAUGGUCCGUGCUUUGCCACGUGAUGGUUUUGAUUGGUAUAAAAGGUUUUGUAACUAUCAGUUUUCUUCAUGGUUAAGCCAUGCUGUCAGUUCCUGUACAUUUUGUUGUUACUCUAGCUAUCUGGUCAAUAUUUUGACUUGGCUUCUACUUGCUUUACCCUCCAACCCAAUAAACUAUGUUUUCAGCGAAAGAAUUACUUUCAUUCCGCUAUCUAGCUAUCUAACUCAACCGCGUCAUAAGGGAAUUUAGUGAAUUAGCACUAAAAAGGUCAUUUAAGCUGCCAAAUAUCAGGAGAAAUGGAAUCCAUCAUACCAAUUUUCAUAGACUAAUUAGAAUGUCAGCUUCCCCAAGCAUCCUUAAACCAUCAUUGAGCAUAUUUCCUGGGUAAUCACCAUUCC
This is a messenger RNA of Aspergillus ochraceoroseus IBT 24754, 447 nucleotides long. RefSeq lists its product as uncharacterized. Bases 50 to 298 code for a protein of 82 amino acids. The transcript has a single exon. NCBI's taxonomy places the organism in Eukaryota, Fungi, Ascomycota, Eurotiomycetes, Eurotiales, Aspergillaceae. The record is from RefSeq and is a predicted model, not a curated record.